CCGCGAGGGGCGGGGUGGGUGGCAGAGCGGGGACGGAGGGAGAGAGGGAGAGGAGAGCGGAGGGCAGGACGGGCAGGGUGCGGUCUGAAGUGGCAACAGAUCGCUUUGGAUCACUCAAAUCUCCUCAAUUCAACUGGAAAGCUGCAGCUUGGUGCCGCAUGUGGAGGGGGGACGCUUUCCAGCCAGAGAGGCACCGACCAACCCAACAGCACACGAGAGCGGCUGAUGUGACCGAUUCCCAGAGCAAAAGAAAGAGAGGGAGAGAAACCACAACACUGCAACUUGGAUAUCAGUAACCGCUCUCUCUCUCUCUCUCUCUCUCUCCCUCUUUAACUCUCUCACCCACCAAAUCGACUUUGAACCUGUUUGUUUAAAUACACUGCUUUACAGCCUGCGUUCUCAGCCUGCUGUUGAUUCUGGAAGGCGGAGGGACCGAGGUUUCUCAAUCUGGGCCAGUUUUUUGGAGCGGCUAGAAACUUUUUGGUGCCCUCAUGGUGCCCGGUGCACACUCACUGAGCUCGACCCAUCCGCGUUUUUCGGUCGUGAUGUCGCGACGGCCACGGACGAUGGAGCCGGGAACGGAACCGGGGAGGUUCUGAAGUCACCUCUCUCCCCAGGGAGAGUGCUCCCUCCCCCCGGGGCGAUGCGGAGCUCCUUCCUCCUUCUCGCCGCCUCUCUGUGUGCCUUGGUCCUCCUUCUGGCACCUGCUUCGGAGGGCUGCGGGCCGGGGAGGGGGUACGGCAAGAGGCGGCUCCCGAAGAAGCUCAUCCCGCUCGUGUACAAGCAGUUCAGCCCCAACGUCGCCGAGAAGACGCUGGGAGCCAGCGGCCGACCCGAGGGCAAGAUAACGCGCAACUCCGAGCGCUUCAAAGAACUGACGCCGAAUUACAACACCGACAUUAUCUUUAAAGAUGAAGAGGACACGGGCGCCGACAGGCUCAUGACCCAGCGUUGCAAAGACAAGUUGAACUCGCUGGCCAUCUCCGUGAUGAACAUGUGGCCCGGCGUGAAGCUCAGAGUCACAGAGGGCUGGGAUGAGGACGGUCAUCAUUCAGAGGACUCACUGCACUAUGAGGGACGGGCGGUUGACAUCACCACGUCAGACAGAGACAGAAAUAAGUACGCCAUGUUGGCCCGGCUGGCUGUGGAGGCCGGGUUUGACUGGGUCUACUACGAGUCCAAAGCCCACAUUCACUGUAGCGUGAAGUCAGAGCACUCUGUGGCAGCCAAAACAGGUGGCUGUUUCCCUGGAAACGCUCAGGUUAUUCUCCAGGGUGGGGCCAGGAAGCAGAUGCGCGACCUUCGCCCCGGCGAACGCGUCCUAGCUUCUUCCUCCAACGACGGCCAAGGUCCUCUCCUCUACAGCCCGGUCUUAUCGUUUCUGGACCGCCAGCCCGACGUCACCAAGACCUUCUACAUCAUUGGCACAAGUACAGGACGCAGUGUCACCCUCACUGCAGCUCACUUGAUCUUUGUCACAGACUGCACUGGAGGACUGAAUGGGACGAGGGGGGAGGAAACGGCCGAAGAGACACUUUGGGGCCUCAGGCCUGACUGGGAAGCUGGUCCCAGGACAGUUUUUGCUAGCGACGUCCGGCCAGGACAGUGUGUAAUCACGCACCAGGGGAAAGUGGCAACUCUGUCAGUUGUGACCUUUGUGAAAGAGCAGAGGAGUGUGGGCUUGUUUGCCCCGCUCACCCAGCAUGGGUCUAUAGUGGUGAAUGGCGUGCUGGCAUCCUGCUACGCUGCUGUGGACAAUCACUUCUUGGCCCAUUGGGCUCUGGCCCCACUGAGGUCUUUCUACAGCCACAUGGGGCCUUCAGAACCACAGACUGAUGGGCUGCACUGGUACCCUUGGUUUCUACAGAAGCUGGGGCAAACGCUGCUGGGUGCUGGACACUUCCACCCAUGGGGGAUUGAGCAAGCGCGACAAUAGGAACCACAGAGAUGUUCCACACUCGUCCAGGCCUGUGUUCAGGAACACCAGCGUCUGUGAGCCUGGACGCACAGAGGUGACUGGAAAACCAUCAAACUUUACAGUGUAAAUGUGUUUUGUACUAAUUCUACUUGCUGUAUUUCACUAAACAUUCCAUGUAGCCAAAGUACAAUUGUGCAAGAGACGUGAGAGAAUGAAAACAAUUUUGCUACAGUCUUAAUCAAUUCCUGAAUAUGUAGAAGGACAAAGAGACAAACAUAAGUUCUAACUUGAAUAUCUGAAGCAUCUUAGAGCUUAAAGUAUAUACAGUAUAUAUUUCUUUGCUAAAACUAAAGGUAGCAGGACAAUCAGGUUUCAGCAGACCAUCGUACUGUAUUUUCUAUAUUGAGAUAACGCUCUAGGCAUAAAGCAUAUUGGUGCACUUAUAGGAAACCUAUGAGCUAAAAAAGGGAAACUAACCAGGGAAUAACCAAGGAGCCGUUCAAAGCUCUGGAUGAGCUUGGAUGUUUGUAAAGUCAAGUGAGAAAAAAAAAACCCAAGUAUCUUGAUGGUCUCAGACCGAUUCACGUGUUUCGUUUAUACGCCCUGCUGUUUUUUCAGGACUUUCGUGAUUAUUUUUUGUUGUAUUGUUUCAGGUUUCCACAUUCCGGUCAGUAGUAUAGUAUUAAGGCAUGCACAUCACUCAGGCUGUAUUCAACUACUGUAUUAAGAAAUUGUUAUGAAUCUUGAUAAAUCAAAGUUAUCAGAAUUGUGAAUAUUAGGGGUUAGUUUGACAGAAGCCCUCGACAUGAUUGUUUUGUUUUGUACACCAUCUUAUGCUCAGAAUUUAGAUUGAGAUUGAAAAGGAAAUAUAAGUAUUUAAGGCACGUAAAGCAGAUUUAUGUUUGGAUAUGAGGAAGGAUUCUAGACACACGUGUAGCUCAUAUUGCCAAAACACUUAUUAGGUGUGGUUUGUUGUUUUGUAAGUCAUCAGUUAUGCCUGCUCAAAGAUUUGUCAAAUAUGUAUAUUAAGCUAUUGUUGGAGAGACUAUUUAAAGAUUUAUUUUUAGAAACUAUUAUUAUUUUUUGCAACUCUGUUCAUACAGUUUGUAUUUGAAACAUAAAGUUGUUUUUAAACCAA
Molecule: messenger RNA, 3056 nt
Organism: Betta splendens (Siamese fighting fish)
Lineage: Eukaryota; Metazoa; Chordata; Actinopteri; Anabantiformes; Osphronemidae
Gene: ihha
Product: Indian hedgehog signaling molecule a
Exons: 4
Coding region: 644-1936 (430 amino acids)
Biological process (GO): regulation of gene expression; smoothened signaling pathway; cell-cell signaling
Molecular function (GO): calcium ion binding; patched binding
Source: RefSeq, a predicted model, not a curated record